Molecule: messenger RNA, 2513 nt
Organism: Copidosoma floridanum
Lineage: Eukaryota; Metazoa; Arthropoda; Insecta; Hymenoptera; Encyrtidae
Gene: Not10
Product: CCR4-NOT transcription complex subunit 10
Biological process (GO): negative regulation of translation; mRNA catabolic process
Cellular component (GO): CCR4-NOT complex
Molecular function (GO): protein binding
Source: RefSeq, a predicted model, not a curated record
GUGUGUUCGAUGUGCGCGCGUGUAAAAUCAUCUGUUACUUGUAAUAAUUUUGUCGCAGUAUCACCAGUAUAUCACGGAUUUUUUUACUUGAGGGCACAACAUCAUUAACAAAAACAAUGAACAGCGCAAAGAACAACAACAGCAUCGUUAAAGAUGAAGCUCCAGCAGCAUCACACGAGGCUCUGUCCGGCAUCACACCCGAGGAGAACGAGCAGGAGCGCGAGCUUGCCCAGCGUGCUCUUCACGAGUACAACAAGAGCAACUACGAGGAGUGCUCCAAGAUCCUGGGCCAGCUCGAGCGGCUCAGGCCUCAUGACCUUAAGGUAACCCACAACAAAUUGAUCGUCGACUUUGAGAAGAGCAUCGAUGCCAGGAGGGUCGAGAUCCUCACCAAGAGCCUCCAGGGGAUCAGCAACAGCGCCAAGGAGACGGAGGCCCUCGAGAAGAGCGUCCUGCACUACAACCAGGCGGUCAUGAUGUAUCACGCGGGACAGUAUCGCGCCGCCCUCGAGAUCGCCAAUUCGCUCUUUUCCCUCAUAGAGCCCAUGGAUGAACUUUUUGUACAUAAAAUUUGCCUGCUACUCAUCGAGCUGCACUUGGCCCUUGGAAAGCAGGACACAGCUCUAGCUGUCGUUCAUUUUGCGGAAAAUCAUUUCACCUCAGCUGGUGCUAUUGACGCUGUCAAAUCAACUUUGGGUGAACAGAGUCCGAACCAGAAACAAGAGGCAGCACUUAAAACUGCUGCCAAAGUUGUGACGAGUUUUGCAGCAGCAUCUCCAUCGGCAGCGGACAAAGAUCAGAAGAAGGACAAUUUUGACUCUGCCAUGGAUACAGAUUUUAAGAUAAAAUUGUUAAAGUGCAAGCUCAGAGUGUAUCUGAAGACGCUUCAAGUGAAAAAUUACAGGAAUGAACUCAAACUUAAUUUGGUCUCUCGUCUGCUACCUAUGUCUCUUACCUCGACAAUCUUGAUGAGAGCAAAUCACGAAUUUUUGAGGAAAAAUUUCAAAAAAGCCAUUAAACUUUUAAACUCCAUCGACAACAAGUCUGUUCCAGAUUUCAAAACUAGUGGUGAGUGUAUUCCAGUUUUGUAUUACAAUAACAUGGCUAGUAUACAUUUUGCUUUGGGGAAGCCAAAUUUAGCCAGUUAUUAUUUAAAAGCUGCUAUUAAUGAAAAUAAAAAAGCUGUUGAAAAUUUGCAAAAUACAGACAAUAUAAAGCCCCAACCACAGCUUCAUGCUCUUAUUAAAAGCAAACAUUAUGAAUUAAUGUACAGUCUAGGAGUUAGCUUUUUGUAUUCAGGGCAAGCAGCAAAAGCUUUUGAUUGUUUUAUUGAGGCUGCCCAACAGUUUCACAACGAAUCAAGACUUUGGUUGAGGAUGGCAGAAUGUUGUAUUAUUUGUCACAAACCUUCAAAUAAAGCAGAUGUAGACAUUCUUGAAGGUCGAAAAAAUCUUGUUACUAAAAUUAUUGGGGAGAAAAACGAAAAUUGUACAGUUAAUAGGAAAUUUAUUUUAAAUAACACUAUGUCCAAAACAUACACUUAUGGGUAUGAAGGAUUAUCUUUUGCAAUACCUCAGCCGACUUUAGAAUAUGGAAUGCUGUGUCUUAAAAAUGCACUUUUUUUGCUACCAAAGUCAAAAUAUGAAGAAACAAAUCUGCCUAUGACAAAUUUUCCUGCAGGAGAAGGAAUAAAGAAAAUGGCUGAAAGACAUCAUCCAAUUUUCCUAGAAACUUUUUCAACAGCAGGGAAUCCAAAACUAGCUAACAAUAUUUCAAUGAUGAAUCCCAGUUCGAAUCAAAACUCAAAUACUCAAACUGAACCAUGUCAACAAACAGUAGUAGAACAUUUGAAUUUAAAAAUUAGUAUUUUAACUGCUAGUGCAUAUGUUUCUUUGUGCUUGGGCGAUUACAUAUCAGCACUGGAAUACUCAAAAUCUCUUCUCAGUAUAAAGCAAUUACCAGGUGCACAACGUUUGCUUGGAAAUCUGUAUGCAGCAGAGAGUUUAAUAUGUUUGGACAGGAUAUACGAGGCGCUGGAGUAUUUGAAACCCGAAAAACUCCUUAAUGCGUCUACUUAUAUUCCGAUUCAAGAAAUCAGUGAUGACAAAGAAAAAGUUAUUGAAGAAAUCAUUGAACAAAAACCUACUAAAGUUUCGUGGUAUCCGUCAGACAUGGCUUCUGCAACAGCGAUUCUCCAGUACAACAUGUCAGUUGCUUAUGCAAUUCGCGGAGAGUUAGAUAAAUGUACAGAGGUAUUAAAACAGAUUUGGAAUACAAGGAGACCAAAUUCUGACAUUCCUAUACAUGUAAUCAUGUUGGCUGUUUAUAUCGAAUUACAACAAGGAAAUGCAGAAACCGCUCGUAACUUGAUAGAUAGGCACUACUGUUCGACAUUGUCAUUAUGAUUUAGUACACUUAAAUGAGAAGAGCUAUAUAUAAAUAUAUAUACACAUAUAAUAUUUAAAUUUUUAAGAUCAAUUUUGUAAAUACUAGAUUUAUUUCGUUAUUAAAAA